AUGAGCCUGCGCUUCCGCCCCGGCGGCUCCUAUUACCCCUUCUCAUCAUCGGGCAAUUCUUCACCUGCUCACCAUCGCCUCACAGAUUCUCAUGAUCGUGGCGGCAGCGGAUAUCAACCUAAGACUCGUGUGUCUGAGCGCUACCGUAUCGUUGGAUUCAUCAGCAGUGGUACCUAUGGCCGCGUCUACAAAGCCACUCCCCGGAACAGCAAUGGCUCGGCUGCCUCGCAAGAUGGCAACAGCGCAGGCAGGGACGCGGCAGCUCGGUCGGGCGUGACGCAGAUGGCAAUCAAGAAGUUCAAGCCGGAUAAAGAGGGCGAACAGAUUAGCUACACGGGCAUUUCGCAGUCUGCCAUUCGUGAGAUGAGCCUCUGCGCCGAACUACGCCACGCCAACGUCAUCCGCCUGGUCGAGACUCUCCUAGAGGACAAGUGCAUCUUCAUGGUCUUUGAGUACGCCGAGCACGACCUGCUCCAGAUUAUCCACCACCACACGACGCAACCCGUGGGGCCUAGAAGACCAAUACCGCCUACUGUGGUCAAGAGCUUGCUCUUCCAGCUCCUCAACGGCUGUCACUAUCUCCAUUCGUCAUGGGUGCUACACCGCGAUCUCAAGCCCGCAAACAUUAUGGUGACAGAUAGUGGCCGUAUCAAGAUCGGCGAUCUUGGGCUGGCACGCCGCUUCGACAAGCCCCUAGCAUCCUUGUUUGGCGGUGAUAAGGUAGUGGUGACUAUAUGGUAUCGCGCUCCCGAGCUCAUCCUUGGCUCCUAUCACUACACACCUGCCAUCGACCUCUGGGCCAUUGGCUGCAUAUUUGCGGAGCUUCUCUCUCUGCGUCCCAUUUUCAAGGGCGAAGAGGCCAAGAUGGACAGCAAGAAGUCUGUCCCUUUUCAGCGCAACCAGAUGCAGAAGAUUGUCGAAAUCAUGGGCAUGCCGACUAAAGAGCGCUGGCCUCUCAUCACGUCCAUGCCUGAUUAUCCGCAACUGAACUCAGUACGCCCACCGCCCGACUAUCACUCCCACCACUCGUCAAGCCGGAGCUAUCCAGUCGUGUCGAACCUAGAGAGGUGGUACUACCAGACGAUCAAUAAUGCCGGUGUCACCACGCCGUCGUCCACAGCAGCCGCAGCGUCGGCCGCAGGGUCCCAGACGAGCCAAUCCCCCCUGGCGUCGCUGGGACCGGAGGGCUACAAGCUCCUCGCCGGUCUCCUCGAGUACGACCCAGUCAAGCGCCUCACAGCUGAGCAGGCACUGCAGCACCCAUUCUUCUCUACAGGCGAUCGCGUGCUCACCAACGCUUUUGAGGGCCUCAAGGUUGAGUACCCUCACCGCCGAGUGAGCCAGGAUGAUAACGACAUUCGUACGGGCAACCUGUCGGGAACGAAGCGUAGCGCCGCUUUCGAUGACCCGCUUCUACGGCCACACAAGCGCGUCAAGGACGUAUAG
Molecule: messenger RNA, 1446 nt
Organism: Geosmithia morbida
Lineage: Eukaryota; Fungi; Ascomycota; Sordariomycetes; Hypocreales; Bionectriaceae
Exons: 1
Coding region: 1-1446 (481 amino acids)
Biological process (GO): protein phosphorylation
Cellular component (GO): nucleus; mediator complex
Molecular function (GO): RNA polymerase II CTD heptapeptide repeat kinase activity; cyclin-dependent protein serine/threonine kinase activity; ATP binding
Source: RefSeq, a predicted model, not a curated record